Octopus bimaculoides (California two-spot octopus) is the source of this 1059-nucleotide messenger RNA. RefSeq names its product zonadhesin. The record is from RefSeq and is a predicted model, not a curated record. Gene Ontology annotation, molecular function: calcium ion binding. Lineage: Eukaryota; Metazoa; Mollusca; Cephalopoda; Octopoda; Octopodidae. Gene Ontology annotation, cellular component: extracellular matrix.
UUACACAUUCUUGCGAAAUUUUAGGUUAACAAUGAACUAUUGCAAAUGCCGUUAAAGAAUUACUUGGUAUUUAAUGCUACAUACUCUGCUGGAUGGGUCACAGUUAUAACAAGCUUCGGUUUGAAAGUGAAAUUUGAUGGAAACCAUCGUGUUUAUGUUUAUGUAAACAGUAAAUACAGAGGUCAACUGACAGGACUGUGUGGUGACUGCAAUGGCAAGAAAGACGAUUUCCGUACGAAGGAAGGUAUUGAUGUAUCGACAAAAACAAAUAAAUACUCCCUCAUUGGUAUGAGCUAUCAAGUGCCUGACGAUAGUGACAAACCAGAAAAUGUAUGCAAUGUCACUGAUAUCACUACCAAUUGCCAUGCAAAUACAACUCGAAGAUGUGAACUUAUGACAGACGAGAGUGGUAUUUUUGGAGGAUGUAUAAAGAAAUUAGGAAUUGAAGCAGCUAGACAACAUUUUGAAUCUUGCAAAAUUGAUGUUUGCGCUUACAGCACGACAACUAAGCAUAAAACAAGUGCUACUUGCAAAAGUUUCGAAAGUUUUGUCGAGGAAUGUGAAGAAAAAGGUGUCUUAGUUAAUUGGAGAGGAGUUUUGGGAUGCAAUUUGGAUUGUAGUACAUGGGCGAACACGAUGUACAAAUUUAAUGUUACUAACAACCAACCAACUUGCAUGAACAGAAAUCCCACACCGACCGCUUAUCUUACUGAUGGAUGUGUAUGCAAAGGAAGCUAUGUUCUCAGUGGAAAGGAAUGUGUACCAAAACCACAAUGUGGUUGUAUGUAUGGCGGAAUGUAUCUACAGGUUAACACAACUAUAUUAUCAAGCGACUGCUCAGAAUCGAUAACGUGUUUGGGUAAUGGAAGAAUUAAUCAAACUUGUUCAUGUCCGAAAGGAUCCGAUUGCCUAAUUGAAUUUGGUGAACGCAUGUGCAAAUGCCCUGAAAGUUAUGCUCCUCUCAAUGGCGAAUGCAAAGGUAAGUUGAAGGAUAUUAUAAUGAUUUUUAUUACAUAUUUGAUCGAUUGUGUGAUCGGUGUUUAAAUUUUCAAACUUACA